Messenger RNA from Tachyglossus aculeatus (Australian echidna), 900 nucleotides. Its product is annotated as apoptosis-associated speck-like protein containing a CARD. The transcript has 3 exons. NCBI's taxonomy places the organism in Eukaryota, Metazoa, Chordata, Mammalia, Monotremata, Tachyglossidae. Gene Ontology annotation, biological process: inflammatory response; regulation of apoptotic process; innate immune response. The record is from RefSeq and is a predicted model, not a curated record. Bases 225 to 800 code for a protein of 191 amino acids.
AGAAGGAGGCCUGAGGACCUGAGGGUUGGGGGCUGGGAGCCUGAGAGGCUGGGCCACCUACCUCCAGUUCUGUGGGUAAAGUGGGGGAGAGCAGAGAGCUGUCUUCAGCGUGGGGCAGUGAGUAGCGCUGACUUCCUGCUCCUCUCUCUCCUCCCACUUCUCCGCCUCCACCCCGAGGAGGAAGGCCGGCAAGCAGGCAGCCAGGAAACUCAGUCGGCGGAGCCAUGGGAAGCGCCCGGGACCACAUCCUGGCAGCUCUGGAAAACCUCACUUCGGAUGAAUUCAAGAAGUUCAAGACCAAGCUGCUCAGCUGCCCCUUGAGGGAAGGCUUUGGCCGGAUCCCCCGGGGGCCCCUGCUGAACAUGGAUGUGAUAGAUCUCACAGACAAGAUCGUGACAACUUACAUGGAGGCUUAUGGACUGGAGCUGACCACUGCCGUCCUGAGGGACGUCAACCAGGCUGAGGCUACUGCCCUGCAAAUGGCCGCAGGUCCCGCUACUCCAGGACCUGUUCUAUCUGGACCUGCCUUUGGUGAAGCAGGGCAACAACACUUCGUGGAUAAACACCGACAAGCUCUCAUUAAUCGGGUCACCUCGGUGGACGCUAUCCUGGACGCCUUGUAUGGGAAAGUGCUGAGUGAAGAACAGUACCAAGCCAUCCGGGCAGAGAAGCCCAGCACUAAGCAGAUGAGGCAAUUGUUCGAAUUUUCUCUAUCCUGGGAUCGCUCCUGCAAAGACCAGCUCUUCCAGGCCCUGAAGGUGAUCCACCCCUUCCUGGUGAAAGAUCUGGAAAACAGCUGAAGGACAAGCCUUCACAUUCUCCCCACUCAGAUCUCCAAUCAAACCGUUCAGCAAUAGAUUUGAAAUUUUUCAAGUUUAAAUAAAAGAAACAAAGAUCUCA